AAGAGUACCUUUGUUGAUCGAAUCUCACGUGCCUAACGCGCUCGAGCAGACGACGCACUACUUGAAAAAAAAUAUGGCGAGAGUGAAGCACAUACCAGAAAGGGAGAAAUCUCAUCCAGGGAAUGCAUAUUUAAAACACAUAUUAAGCGAAAAACGUAUGAGAGGGAAGUAUCUUAAAGCUUUAAAAACGAGUGGGUCGAAAACGGGCGGCAUUAAAAAAGUGCGAAGGGCUCAUCACGGGUCAAAAGCUGUCGCAGAAAUCCGAAAAUUUCAACAAUCAACAAAGCUUCUGAUGAAUCGUCUACCAUUCCAACGCCUCGUUAAGCAAAUAACUGCAGAUCUCUUCAAGGAGAAGCAAUUUAGAAUACAAAGUGCUGCGCUGGAGGCAUUGCAGGAAUCGGCGGAACACUAUCUGAUAUCCCUUCUGGAGGACACCAAUCUGUGUGCACUGCACGCCCGUCGUGUUACCAUAACAACCAAGGACAUGCAGCUGGCCAGAAGAAUACGUGGAAAAUCCUAACAACAACAUCGUGUGAUAUGACAAUUAACACUGUACAUCGGGCGUAUUCAUUCUUUUUCGUUCAAAACUGCCAUUUAUUGGUCUUUUUCGAUGCACAUAAUUUCAUGGACAUGUGUGUCGUUUUGUAUUGAUUGAAUGAUACAUAAAUACGAUUGAAAUGUGUUUCAUACUAUUAGAGGUGGAUGCAUUUAAAACGUUUAUAACCAACGUAAACAUGAUGCUCUAGAUUUUGUAAACUUGUGUCCUAUAAAAAUGUGUUGUUUU
This is a messenger RNA of Dreissena polymorpha, 784 nucleotides long. RefSeq lists its product as uncharacterized. Lineage: Eukaryota; Metazoa; Mollusca; Bivalvia; Myida; Dreissenidae. The transcript is spliced from 2 exons. The record is from RefSeq and is a predicted model, not a curated record. The coding region runs from base 74 to 520 and encodes 148 amino acids. Gene Ontology annotation, cellular component: nucleosome. Gene Ontology annotation, molecular function: protein heterodimerization activity; DNA binding; structural constituent of chromatin.